This is a messenger RNA of Solanum dulcamara, 2678 nucleotides long. Its product is annotated as urea-proton symporter DUR3. Gene Ontology annotation, molecular function: urea transmembrane transporter activity. Bases 104 to 2248 code for a protein of 714 amino acids. NCBI's taxonomy places the organism in Eukaryota, Viridiplantae, Streptophyta, Magnoliopsida, Solanales, Solanaceae. Gene Ontology annotation, cellular component: plasma membrane. The transcript is spliced from 9 exons. The record is from RefSeq and is a predicted model, not a curated record. Gene Ontology annotation, biological process: urea transmembrane transport.
GCUCUUAUAGUAGUACAAAGAUUCCAACUUUGUUGCUUAUAAAUUGUUUCUUGUGUUCAAAUAUAGCGUAAUUAGGAGAUCUGUUUUAUAAGUUCACUAACAUAUGGCUUCCUCCCUUACAAAGUGUCCACCUUUUCAAUUUUCAUCAAAAUAUUAUAGUGUUUCUGGAGGUGAUUGUGUGAGGCAGUACAGUUUUUUUGAAGGAAAACCUGUUCUUAACCAGGGGGUUGGCUACUCUGUCAUUCUUGGUUUUGGAGCUUUUUUUGCGAUCUUCACUUCUUUCCUGGUUUGGCUGGAAAAAAGAUACGUUGGUUCGCGCCAUACAUCAGAAUGGUUCAACACAGCUGGUAGAAAUAUCAAAACAGGACUUAUUGCAAGUGUAAUUGUGUCUCAGUGGACUUGGGCAGCAACAAUCUUGCAAAGUUCUAAUGUAGCCUGGCAGUAUGGAAUUAGUGGACCCUUUUGGUAUGCAAGUGGAGCUACUAUUCAGGUUCUCCUUUUUGGUGUGAUAGCAAUAGAGAUCAAACGAAAAGCCCCUAAUGCUCAUACUGUCUGUGAAAUCGUAAAAGCAAGAUGGGGUACUGCUGCUCAUCUGGUUUUUCUGGGGUUUUGCUUCUUGACAAACAUUAUAGUAACAGCCAUGUUGCUUCUUGGUGGUUCUGCUGUUGUCAAUGCACUCACUGGAGUUAACAUAUACGCUGCAAGUUUUCUUAUCCCUCUCGGUGUUGUAGUUUACACCUUAGCAGGAGGGCUAAAAGCUACUUUCUUGGCUAGCUAUAUACAUUCCGUCAUAGUACACGUGGUUUUAGUCAUCUUUGUGUACCUAGUAUAUGUUACAAGCAGUGAACUUGGCAGCCCAAGCAUCGUUUACAGACGUUUAUUAGAAGUAGCAAGCAAGUCAAGAAGCUGUCAAGAGCCAAUCUCUCAUCUAGGACAAUCUUGUGGCCCUGUUGCUGGGAAUUUUAAGGGGUCUAAUGUUACUAUGUUGAGUUCAGGUGGUCUCGUCUUUGGUAUCAUCAACAUUGUUGGCAAUUUUGGUACAGUUUUCGUUGACAAUGGAUAUUGGGUAAGUGCCAUUGCUGCAAGACCAUCAUCAACACAUAAGGGCUAUUUAUUGGGUGGUCUAGUUUGGUUUGCUGUGCCAUUCUCCUUGGCAACAUCACUAGGUCUAGGAGCACUUGCUCUUGAUCUACCAAUAACAGCAAGUGAGGCUAGCCACGGACUUGUUCCUCCAGCAACAGCUAUUGCUUUGAUGGGAAAAGGGGGAUCAGUUCUUCUCCUCACAAUGCUCUUUAUGGCUGUCACAUCAGCUGGUUCAUCUGAGCUAAUCGCAGUUUCUUCAUUAUGUACAUAUGACAUCUAUCGUACUUACAUCAACCCGGAUGCAAGUGGAAGACAAAUCCUAAAAGUUUCAAGAGGAGUUGUCUUAGGCUUUGGCUGUUUCAUGGGCAUUUUAGCAGUAAUUUUGAACAAGGCUGGUGUUUCUCUAGGCUGGAUGUAUUUAGCUAUGGGAGUUUUCAUAGGAUCAGCUGUUCUCCCAAUAGCCUUCAUGCUUUUAUGGAGAAAAGCAAAUGGUUUUGGUGCAAUCCUAGGGACUGUUAUUGGCUGUUUGUUAGGUAUUAUCACUUGGUUAUCGGUCACUAAGAUCGAGUAUGGUAGAAUAAACCUUGACACAACUGGUAGAAAUGCACCAAUGCUUGCAGGAAACCUUGCUUCCAUACUUGCUGGUGGAGCUAUUCAUGCUGUUUGCAGCAUUUUAAGACCACAGAAUUAUGAUUGGGAGACCACAAAACAGAUCACUGUGGUUGAAAAGGAAAAGAGUGAAUUGCCACCUGAGGAAUUCAGAGAGGAAAAACUCAACAGCGCUAGAGCAUGGAUAAUCAAAUGGGGCAUCGGUUUCACAUUCGUGAUAAUAAUUCUCUGGCCUAUUCUUACACUUCCUGUGGGGAAAUUUAGCAAGGGAUACUUCACAUUCUGGGCUGUAAUAUCUAUUGUAUGGGGUACAGUUGGAUCAGCCGUGAUUAUUGCUUUACCAUUGAUGGAAAGCUGGAGAACAAUCCAAAGUGUGCUUAAUGGCAUGUUUACAAAUGACAAAGUUAUGGGAAAAUUAGAAGACUUGAACUCCAAACUGACUGCAUUUAUUAUAGCAAUGCCUGAAGUAGAGAGGGUGUAUUUACUUGAGAAAGAAAGGAGCAAGAAAAAGGAAGCAUCAGAAUCUGAUCAAAUUGUUGCUUCACCAAGUCCCUGAAUUUCCAGAGAAAACAAGUGGAUCAGUGCGUCUUUGAAGUCUAAAAAGAUCACAGAGAGCUCUUCGUUCACGAGCAAAAUAUUAAGGCCUAUAUAUAUAAGAGGCGAAUCCAGAAUUUUAAGUCUGAUAUAUUUCAAUCUUUAAAGUUUUUAGCACUUUACUCAUUAAAUAAAUUCUGUAUCAAACUACUAAGUUUGGUUGAACCCAUAGCACUAAGGCUACUACAUCUGUCACAGAUACAUACUAUCUGUCACUUUCUGUAAAAUAAUGUGGAACUACAUUGAUUGUAUAGGACUUUAGAAGUAUGCUUCAUAGCCAGAAAAUAGUGUGCAAAAAGUUUUUAAAAGUACAUUCAUGUCUUGUUUGAAUUUGCUUUGGAUAGUCUGUUUAAACUUUGGCUAUCUAUGGGACAAAAGCCUUUUUAGGAGUC